Messenger RNA from Acanthisitta chloris (rifleman), 407 nucleotides. RefSeq names its product protein BANP-like. The annotation marks the transcript as partial. The transcript has 4 exons. Gene Ontology annotation, biological process: negative regulation of protein catabolic process; protein localization to nucleus. The record is from RefSeq and is a predicted model, not a curated record. Lineage: Eukaryota; Metazoa; Chordata; Aves; Passeriformes; Acanthisittidae.
GUCAUCUGUUCUACAAAUUUGGCAUCACAGAGUCUGACUGGUACCGCAUCAAGCAGAGCAUAGACUCCAAGUGCAGGACAGCCUGGAGGAGGAAGCAGCGAGGGCAGAGCCUGGCUGUGAAAAGCUUUUCAAGGAGAACACCUUCAUCAUCCUCUUACAGUAGUUCAGGGAGUUCCCAGAUUUCAGUGUCAGCCUCUAAUGAGAUCCAGCAGAACCAGCCCCAGGCACUUCACUAUGCACUUGCCAAUGCUCAGCAGGUCCAGAUCCACCAAAUAGGAGAAGAUGGCCAAGUCCAAGUAGGCCAUCUCCACAUAACCCAGGUGCCUCAAGGGGAGCAGGUGCAGAUCACACAGGACAGUGAGGGAAACCUGCAGAUACAUCAAGUCCACGUGGGUCAGGAUGGACAG